UUGUGGGCAUGAGAGCGUUUAGCAACAUUCGGCCCCAGAGAUUACUACCACGUGGUUCAUUACCUCAUACAGUACAGGAUAGAGUAGAUGCACAUGUGGAGAACGGCCCAGCAGAUAGUCUUGCAUCUAUGCCAGCACAUGAUCCUACACCACAUGUCGUGGCACAUGAUGACCUGCCUGCAAGGUCUCGUGGGUGUAGGUAA
Molecule: messenger RNA, 203 nt
Organism: Ilex paraguariensis (yerba mate)
Lineage: Eukaryota; Viridiplantae; Streptophyta; Magnoliopsida; Aquifoliales; Aquifoliaceae
Source: the annotation of a GenBank genome assembly